GUAUUGCAAAACGUGGCUAAAGUGAAGAACUUUGGUCUGUUAGAAUCACAAAAGACCUGUGAUUUCUCUGGUUCUGUUACUGUUCUUUCUCGGAAUGAGAGGAAUUUUUCUGAUUAGAUCAAGGCUAUCAAUCUUUAGGGCUCCUGCAGUUAAGUGUUUAAGAUUUAGUAAUGUUUUGCCUAGUUUGAGCAAUAAUUGUAUUGUUCGACUGUAUAUGGAACCUCCCGUAGCUUGUGUGCUUCCUUUAGGUCUGUGUUCUAUGUUCUCUACUUCCAUAGCUGAUUCAGAGCAAGUGGGAUUUACUCGGAGUAACAUUGAGAAAGAUGAUGAGAGUGACAUUGAUCUUGGUUGUAGUAUAAGUGAUGAGCUUGUUUCAGAGGAUGUUGGAAAGAUUUCGAAGCUGGUGAAAGAUUGUGGGAGUGACCGGAAGGAACUGAGGAACAAGCUUGAGGAAUGUGAUGUGAAGCCAUCAAAUGAAUUGGUGGUGGAGAUUCUUUCUCGAGUUCGUAAUGAUUGGGAAACUGCUUUCACUUUCUUUGUUUGGGCAGGGAAGCAGCAAGGUUAUGUUCGUUCUGUUCGUGAGUAUCACUCUAUGAUCUCGAUUCUUGGUAAAAUGAGGAAGUUUGAUACAGCUUGGACUUUGAUUGAUGAGAUGAGAAAGUUUAGCCCUUCUCUUGUGAACUCACAGACACUUUUGAUCAUGAUUAGGAAGUAUUGUGCGGUACAUGAUGUUGGGAAAGCCAUAAACACGUUCCAUGCCUACAAAAGAUUCAAACUUGAAAUGGGGAUUGAUGAUUUUCAGAGUUUGCUCUCGGCUCUUUGUAGGUAUAAGAAUGUUUCAGAUGCUGGGCAUUUGAUCUUCUGUAACAAGGAUAAGUAUCCGUUUGACGCCAAAAGUUUCAACAUUGUUCUCAAUGGAUGGUGUAACGUGAUUGGUAGCCCACGGGAGGCUGAAAGGGUCUGGAUGGAGAUGGGAAAUGUUGGAGUCAAACAUGAUGUUGUGUCUUAUUCAAGCAUGAUAUCUUGCUAUUCGAAAGGUGGUAGCUUGAAUAAGGUUCUCAAACUUUUUGAUAGGAUGAAGAAAGAGUGUAUAGAGCCUGAUAGAAAAGUGUACAACGCGGUGGUUCACGCUCUUGCCAAAGCUAGCUUUGUCUCCGAGGCGAGAAAUUUAAUGAAGACAAUGGAGGAGGAGAAAGGGAUUGAGCCCAAUGUUGUUACUUACAACUCUCUCAUCAAACCUCUAUGCAAGGCUAGAAAAACCGAAGAGGCUAAACAGGUUUUCGAUGAGAUGCUGGAGAAAGGACUCUUCCCAACAAUCCGUACAUAUCAUGCGUUUAUGCGGAUUCUAAGAACAGGAGAGGAGGUUUUUGAGCUAUUAGCUAAAAUGAGAAAGAUGGGCUGUGAACCAACUGUGGAGACAUACAUAAUGCUGAUCCGUAAGUUAUGUAGGUGGCGCGAUUUCGAUAAUGUGUUAUUGUUGUGGGAUGAGAUGAAGGAAAAGACCGUUGGUCCAGACCUUAGCUCAUACAUUGUGAUGAUACAUGGUCUGUUCUUGAAUGGUAAGAUAGAAGAAGCGUAUGGGUACUAUAAAGAGAUGAAGGACAAGGGUAUGAGACCAAAUGAAAAUGUUGAAGAUAUGAUUCAAAGCUGGUUUUCAGGAAAACAGUAUGCAGAGCAGCGGAUAACAGAUUCGAAAGGGGAGGUCAAUAAAGGAGCUAUUGUAAAAAAAUCUGAAAGAGAAAAGAACUUUCUCCAGCAGCCUGAGGUGAGAAAGGUUGUUAGAGAGCAUGGAUAUUCGUUUUGGGAUGAAUAGAAAGCUAGAGGUCAAGAAGAAUCAUAGGUAGGAGAACCAUCUUAAAGAGCUGCUUUUACCAGAUUAGCUAGUUCUGGUUAGGUUUUGAUCAUAACAGGCUAAUUUUGCUUUACGAAGAGAAGAGAUAUAGUUAAAUUGUUCCUGACGAACAUUCGAAAGAGAAGAG
This is a messenger RNA of Arabidopsis thaliana (thale cress), 1979 nucleotides long. Its product is annotated as Tetratricopeptide repeat (TPR)-like superfamily protein. Gene Ontology annotation, cellular component: mitochondrion. The coding region runs from base 95 to 1813 and encodes 572 amino acids. Lineage: Eukaryota; Viridiplantae; Streptophyta; Magnoliopsida; Brassicales; Brassicaceae. The record is from RefSeq and is marked reviewed. The transcript has a single exon.